UUCUUUUCACAAUAAUCUAAUUUAACAAAUUAAGAAAUCAAAUUAAUUAAGUUUAAUCUCCUCUCUAUAUAUUCUCUUAUUUUCCUCAUCGUCUCUUCACACAGCUUUACUCACAUCAUCUCCCAACAAUGGCUUCCUCCACCCUUCUCAAUCUUCUCACUCUAGCCUUCCUGCUUAUCUCCGCCGCUGCCAACUCCCCGGCACCCUCUCCAGCACCGAGCGCCGAAUCACCAACGUGGAAAUGGACGCCCACUAACCAACCACCCUCCUCUCCACCCACGGCGGAACCGCCAAUGACUACAACUUCUCCACCUUCGCCUACAAUAUCUCCCCCGGCCACCCCCCCGGAGCUCAGCCCCGUUCCAUCAUCCUAUUCACCCACUUCGCCGCCCAUGGCUAACCCACCUACAUUGUCGCCGACAGCUCCACCGCCGGCAGUCACGAGUCCCGGUCAUGCCCCGUCGCCGGCGAAAACAAAAGCACCGGCUCCAGCUCCAUCCAAAAUUAGUCCGGGCCCAGCAAAGGCACCGAAAUCUUCUAAAGCUCCGGUGAGUAGUCCUCCGUCACCGAAUGGACAGAUGGAGCCACCGACGCCAUCCCAAGCUCCGGCACCGUCGAAGGAGGGUAACGGCGCCGGUGCAAACAGAUUCGCCAUUGGUGGGUCUAUUGCAGCUGGAUUUAUGAUUGCGGCUUUCAUCGCUUAAAUGAAGCUCUAAUAUAUUUGUGGAAUUGAGUUUGUUGGAGAUUCUGAAUUUGAUAUUUGUUUUGAGUUAAAAGAGAAUUUUAUUAUGAUAAAUUCUUCAUUAUUUCUGAGAUUUUAUUGUUUAUCAUCUAAGCAUAUAUGAGGAUAUACCUAAAACU
Molecule: messenger RNA, 861 nt
Organism: Cucumis melo (muskmelon)
Lineage: Eukaryota; Viridiplantae; Streptophyta; Magnoliopsida; Cucurbitales; Cucurbitaceae
Product: classical arabinogalactan protein 4
Exons: 1
Coding region: 129-704 (191 amino acids)
Source: RefSeq, a predicted model, not a curated record